CACUGAGCCAGACUGAGGUGGGCCUGGCUCAGUGGGAUGCCUUGAAGAGUGGAAGAGCAGAAGAAACUUGUGGUAAACUCUUAUGCUCCAGUGAGUGGCUGCUUGGGUGAGAUUUAAUAGUGAUUCUUUCUCUUCAUAAACUUGUCAUUUACUCCUGUGAACUCUCCUCCUCCACAGUAGCAUGUGGGAACGUGCCUCAGAGGACACGGUGUGAAGACCUUCUUCCUUCUGCUGGAACCUGCUCUUGAGCUUUCUUUUCAUUUUUGUGUUACAGCUAGUGAAGCCAUGGCUAUCCUGUUCGCUGUUGUGGCGAGGGGCACAACCAUCCUUGCCAAACAUGCCUGGUGUGGAGGGAACUUCCUGGAGGUGACGGAGCAGAUCCUGGCAAAAAUACCUUCUGAAAACAACAAACUGACCUAUUCACAUGGGAAUUACCUGUUUCACUACAUCUGCCAAGACAGGAUUAUAUACCUCUGCAUCACAGAUGAUGACUUCGAACGAUCCAGAGCCUUCAACUUCCUGAAUGAAAUCAAGAAGAGGUUUCAGACCACGUAUGGCUCGAGAGCACAGACAGCCCUUCCCUAUGCAAUGAACAGCGAGUUCUCCAGCGUCUUGGCUGCACAGCUGAAAUACCACUCGGAGACCAAGAGCACUGACCAGGUGGCGGAGACACAAGCUCAGAUUGAUGAACUCAAAGGAAUCAUGGUUCGAAACAUAGACCUUGUGGCACAAAGAGGAGAGAAGCUGGAGCUGCUGAUCGAUAAAACAGAGAAUCUUGUGGAUUCGUCAGUCACUUUCAAAACUACCAGCAGGAACCUUGCUAGAGCCAUGUGUAUGAAGAACCUCAAGCUUACCAUCGUCAUAAUCAUCGUAUCAAUUGUCAUCAUCUACAUCAUCCUCUCGGCUGUCUGUGGGGGCCUUGCCUGGCCGAGCUGCGUGCAGAAGUAACUGGAGGCAGCUGGUGUUCGUCACUUGGAGAUGAGAAUCACAGGAGUGUGGAGAAGCAACCUGCAGGAUAACUCUGAGUCUUUCACUACUGACACCUCCUCUUUCUUCCAUCCCUCCAGGACUUCAGACUUUUUUGCCUUAUCACCCUAAACAGGCCCAGCUGGUCACUGCUUCAGUGCAGCGUUAGCCUCAAGCGUGGGCUGGUUUAAAUUACUUGAAGGGAUUAUUAUUAUUUGUUUCUUUUCCUGUCCCAACUCCAACCUCCCCAGCUGGGUGGGUGCUGUGUCCAGCCCCGGGGGGUUAUGUGCAUGCUCACCCCGUGUCCAUGUAGCUUUGCACUUUCAUGUGAGUGUGCAAGUGGAGAGCAGGAUGGCUGGCAACUGUCCGGCUGCGAGGAUGGGGCUAGGGGUGGUUUUGAGCUCACCUAAUGGGGCAGGGACGAGGUGAGGGGGUGUGUGAAUUCCCACUUCCUACAAGUAUCAGAGGUCCAGGUGCCUCUCCUUGCACAUCUGGCCUCAUGUGGUUAUGGAGUGUUCUAGCACGUGGAGGUUGUGAGGGUGAUGGUGGGAGUAAUGAGAACAGCUUUGGGCACUGCAGGAUGUGGGUGCUGCCGCUGUGUGGAGCCUCCCUUUUCCUGGAGGUCUUUGUGCAGGUGGUAGGAGAGGGUGUUGGGUCACCUCAGCAUUUCCAAAUGGCAAUGGCUGCCUCUUCAUCCUCUUCAUCCUCACCUCUUCCUCAUCUCCCCCCCCUAAUGUGCGCUAAACCGAUACGGUAAAGGAGGCGGUUGCAUAUAGUUAAGGUUGCAGUAAUCUAUAUCUGCUUUCUCACAUGUUUCUCCUGUUGUUCUUUUGAGGGUGGACUAAAAUGCGUACUAACGUCCCUCACUAAGGUGAAAUUGAGGGCCAAUCUGUUGAUCUGAUUGAUGAGGUGUCAGGUAUGUGCUGCUUGUGCCUCUGCUCUGCAGGUGAGCGCUGUGAGGACAGAGAAGGGUGGAAAGUUGGAGUCGAUGGAUGGUGACUUUCUCUAGGGGCUAGGGAAGAAAAGCUCUGUCAGAGGAUGUAGUAACGUGUAUUCCUCUGACAAGAAAAUAAACCUAAACCCACGGCUAAUAACCAAAUGUCAGGCCAGGUACGCUGCUGCUGUGCUACUGUCAGGGGCCAGAGGAUGCUCUGCCAGAUGUUGGCAGCUGUGAGCAUUGCAUUUCUGUCCCAGUCAGCCCUCAAGUCAUGGGGCCCAGCCCAGCUGACCAAAGCUGCUGUUGCCUGGGUGAAGGCUGCAGAGGCUGAGGGCUUGGGUCUCACAGGGGAAUAGAACUGAAAGCUCAUAGAAGCAUCAGAUGGGUGGUGCAGGAAGCUGUAUCUUUCUAGCCCAGGGAAGUGGCUUCUCGGGAUGGGAGGAAGCUGUUGAGGUGGGGAAGGGAAAGCUCAGUUUGGUGACGAAGCUUGAGCCCUGGGUGGGUGCCAUGAGUUCCUGGUGCCCUGCAACACAGGCUGGCCACAGGCAGGGUGACGAUGAGGAGGAACUGCUGCCUUGAGGCCUGUCACACUGAGCGGGGAGCUCUCCAGGAGAGUUCUCCUAUCGGCUUGUACACGUAACAUGGGAUUUACCUUCUAUGAGGCUGAAACCUGGCUGAGGGUUAUCAGGUCUCCAUGCCCAGGAAGUGCCGGUGGUUCUGCUCCGCACUGGGGUCUGUUCCUGUAACUGAGUCAAAUGUGAAGCUUAGAGAGAGAUUUCCUUCCUCCUGCCGCCCGCCGCAGCUCAGCGUGGGCUCUGCAUGUUCUAGGGGUUAUUGAUGUUCCCGUGUUCAUUUCUAUGAUCUGUUGUCUUCUGUACAAAUACUUUUUAAAGCAAAUCCUUCCUUUCCUUUUAAAGGAUGCACCAAGGCAUUAGUGUAAAAUCAAAAGUAACUUGGUUUAAAUAAAAUUCCUGUACAGAAAGCAGAUUUCCUUAGUUUUGUGAAAGGCGGGUGUAGCACUGAGCGUAGGGACUACUCUGUGUAACCAGUGAGUACCGGGGGGGUGCGUCACCUGCAGUUCCAGCCCGGUGUCACCCAUGGGGCUGCCUGGGGGGGUCACAGGGGCAAGUCUGGCUGUGAAGUGGUUUUGUGAUGGCCGUGAAAACCUCCCUGUGCUGGAGGGAUUCUGACUUGUGUUGAUGCAGGUUCCUGAGCCUGUCCUGACCUGACAGGGGCUCAUGUCUGGUGGUGGAAAGAAGCCACUUCUCCAUGUUGUGAGCUUGGGGCAUGUGUGAGUGCCCCAGGCUGAGGCUGGGGAGGACACAAUGUAAAUACCUGAAGGAACACACUUGGUGUGAGAACAGCUUAGAAAAAUUAAAGGAUAAAACUUAACCAUUGCCCUAAUGAGACUUUAAUAUCUUAUAGAGUUCGGGUUUGUGCUUAAUGUCCCUGAUCUGUGGUGAUGGCCCCAUCCUGAAGUGGGACAGCCCUUCGGGUGCUGGGCGUAUGGGAUUUGCAUUUAAAGUGCCCAUGAAUUCAGGCAGAAUGAGGCCCUGGUCACCUCUUUGCUGCUUCUCUUAAGCCUCUGGUCUGUCUAGAAACGUGUAACAGAGUCUGUAUUGCCGUAGAUAUCAGUUCCUUGGUUCUUCACAGCAGCAGUGUCACAGCCUGAUGCACUUCAGCUGUGAGAUAACCUUAAGUUAAACGCUGCACUCCUCCAGAAAGGUUUUGUUCUUUAUCUAGCAUUAAAUAGAUGUUCAGUGGCCAUCAAAUAGGAGGAGUUGUCCUGACUCAGGAGCCUGCAGGGAAAUGCUGGCGUGCUCUUUACUGGGGGCUGUAGCCCAAAGGUAAGACAGAAGAGAACUCAAUAGAUAAAACCUCUCAGAUCUGCUGCUCUUUGUUCUGUACAGGGAGAAGGUAAAUAAGUAAGUUCUAUAUGAUCCAGGUUCCAGCUUUACCACCAGGCCAGGUCCUGGAAAAGAACCUUCUCCAUAAAAAAGCGUAAACAGGGCAGUGUUGUAAACCUGCAAAGCUUCAUCAGGGAGUAGAGAGAGGCCUAUUUGUGUAAAGAGAGUUGUCUGUGACACACUCAUGGGGCAAGGAGGGGUUUGUGCUCUGAGAAUGAGCUGCUGUAAAGCUUCCUCUUUGCAAGUGUUGGUUCCUGUAUUUUGUUGUGCUUGGGCUACUUGUAGAUGUUUUUCUAAGAAAGCCAUGAACUGAGUGAGGGCUGUGAAUGGAGUUUUCCUUUUCCUGAUGAAAUCCAAGGAGCUUAAAGGUAAAUAUCAGCACUUGCACCACAUGAGACUCUCUGAGCCCUAUUUACCUAUGCAGAGUGCUAGAGGUGAAGUGCAGAAGCCAACUCCCGCAGGCUGGGAGCUGCUGCUCAUUCCUAGCACAAAACCAGUCCAUAGUCAGGCUCAGUUUGAAUAAAGCAGAUCUAUUUCA
This is a messenger RNA of Strigops habroptila (Kakapo), 4348 nucleotides long. RefSeq names its product vesicle associated membrane protein 7 (gene VAMP7). The transcript is spliced from 8 exons. Bases 286 to 948 code for a protein of 220 amino acids. Gene Ontology annotation, molecular function: SNAP receptor activity; SNARE binding. Gene Ontology annotation, biological process: vesicle fusion; exocytosis. NCBI's taxonomy places the organism in Eukaryota, Metazoa, Chordata, Aves, Psittaciformes, Psittacidae. The record is from RefSeq and is a predicted model, not a curated record. Gene Ontology annotation, cellular component: SNARE complex; membrane.